AUCUUUAGUAUAGUAAGUAAAGUUACACCUGAAUUUAAAUAAGAAUACUAAUAAAGAUAAUAAAUAUUGGGAGAAAUGAUGGUAGUGGGGAGUAUACGACGAUUCAGUAAUUCUGUAGUACGAUUUGGAUCAGGAACUUUAUCGGAAUCAAUCACUAACUUCAUUUCUACUGUCAAACUCCAACAAGAGAAUGCUCCUUCACUAUUAGGAGCUAUUGAUAAGUUAAUAGAUAAACAUCAAGACAGUUUAAUAAGGCGACUAAAUAUUGAAAAAUCCCCUGACCAAGACUAUAUAGAUGUUAAACAGAAGAUCUGGGAUCAUCUUGGAGCUUGUGACCAUGAUCUUUAUCAACAUUGUCAGCGAAUCAAUGAGAGUAGAAGAGCUGUGAUUGAAUCAAAUAAACUAAAAAUUGGACCAGAUGAUAUACUGGCAGUCAAUAACUUUAUUACACAGUUAUAUCCAUUACAUAAUGAAUCAGCUAUUCUGUUUGAUAAAUUUAACUCAAAUAAAUAUUUAGAUAUUCCCAGUAUGAUAACAAAAUAUGAAUUAAUUAAUCAUAAUCAGUUAUAUCAUACUUAUUAUGAAUUACCAUAUCCACAAGCAUUCCAUCUAGAUGCAAAGCAUGUGAAUGACUUUAUAGAAAAGUUUUUAUUUAAAAAGCGGGAUUUCAGAAAACCCAAUAUAAUUUCGGAAUUAUAUCUUGAGUUCAAUAAAGACCCAGAAUCUAUAGAUAAGUUUUGGCAAGAAAUGAUGAAGAAAAGACUACAAUAUGUUAGAAUGAUAAGUAAGAUUCUAAAUGAUUUCAAACUGUGGGGAAUCCCCAUUAAUAUCAAUGAACAAAAUGAGUUAAUAAAGUAUAUUUUCUUUCGAGAUUCAAAAUAUAUGAUAGACAAAUAUCAUGAAAUCAUAGCUUCAACCACAAUAAAACCAAUCACAUCUGAGUAUUCGAAAUUCAAUUUAAAGACCUAUCAAGAUCUUAAACAAUCGAUUUUAAAUAAUCCUGACUUUAAAUUUGAUGAUAACGAAGAUAAGUUACAUAUAAAUUCAUUUAAUACAUUCUUGUAUAUUGCAUCACAACAUGAUAAUUUUGAGGUGGUUAAAUCCAUAAUAGAAGAUUUGAAAUUAUCAAAUUUAAUAGAUGAGAAAAAGGUGUAUAAGAAUAACUCAAUUGCGAAUACUCGAACAUUUAAACUUUUACUAGAAUAUUUUGCAACUUCUAAACAAGAAAUUUUCUUUACUAAUACUCUUGACUUUAUUUUAGAUCAUUCAAGUUCGAUGAUUAUUGAUAUUAAUGUAAUUAAUUCUAUUCUUGAUUCAUUAAUAAAAUUGAAUAGACUUGAUCUUGCAGAGCAAGUACUUUCUCAAUUAUUCUUGAGUGAAAUCAAAGAUAAAUCAGAUAUAGUUGAAAAUGAAGAAGAUGCUGUCUAUCGGCAACUAUCUCUUGAAGAUAUCAUUGCAUAUAACAAAUUAAUGUUAAUUUAUAGAAAUUUGAAAGCAUUGACUAAUGAUAAGGAUAUAUUUUUUAAAUUUCAACCAACUGGAAAGACAUUUGAAUUAUUAAUCAAUCAAUAUUGUGGUAUGGUACCUAUUACCAAUAGUUUUAAUAAGGUCAGAUAUUUAUUGAGUAUAAUGGAAGUUUAUUAUGGAUUACCAACCAAUACUAAAUUAUUUACCAUCAUUUUUAAAAAAUUUAAAUCUGUCGUUGAUAUACAUAAUGAACCAGAUUGGUCAGAUUUGAAUGAACUAAUCAAUUUCGUAAUAAAACUUAUUAAUCUACAUGAUUAUUCAUUUAAUUUAACUCCUGAUUCAUCUAUGUUUAUAGAUGAUCAGAAUAUGUCAAAGAUUGAUAAACUUGGAUUAUCUACACAGUUGAAAAACUUUGUCAAUGAUCAUUUAAAUUUACCGAAGGAAACAUUGGAACAUUUAUCCAUUCCUAAGGGUAACUUUGUAAAACUUUCUAAUAAUUUGAUUGAUUUAAUUUAUGGUUCCAUAUUACACAAUCUAUCCUCAAAUACUAAGGGACCUGAUGAUAUUAAAUGGGAGUUAAUUCGUAAGAUCAAAGAACAAAAAUAUCGACUCGAUGAGAGUUUAAAAACUAUUCAAGAAACUGAUAUAUACCGUAAUGAUUCUAAUCAAAUUUAUAAGAUUGAUGAAAUCAAUUAUAUAAAAAAGGGGUUUUUAAUAGAUUUGAUUGAUUUAUUUGAUUAA
Messenger RNA from Scheffersomyces amazonensis, 2208 nucleotides. RefSeq lists its product as uncharacterized. NCBI's taxonomy places the organism in Eukaryota, Fungi, Ascomycota, Pichiomycetes, Serinales, Debaryomycetaceae. Bases 76 to 2208 code for a protein of 710 amino acids. The record is from RefSeq and is a predicted model, not a curated record. The transcript has a single exon.